UUCACAAUUUAUUCCACUUUUAUUAUUAUUGUUGAAGACCAGUGCUUAUCAAUGUGUGUGUAUAUAUAGCAUGACGUUCUUCACUAUCCACUUCAAUGUUAGAGGCCUUCAACCAAUUCAUGAUGGCGAACCUUUGGUUUCAUUUUUCCUUCUCCAUGUUCUCACUGCUUUGCUAUCUCAUGGUCUGUCCAACUUUAUGCCACACCAUUUUCACCAAAAAUGAUGAAUUGGCACUUCUUGCUCUCAAAAAUUCUGUGAGAGACCCAUUCAAUCACUUGGCUAAUUGGUCUAACUCUUUCUCCAUUUGCAAUUGGGUUGGGGUUACUUGUGAUUCUAAAGGUGAGCGAGUAAGUGUAUUGAAUCUUGCUCACAUGAGUCUCAUGGGCACCUUACCCUCACAAGUGGGGAAUUUGUCCUCCCUUGUUGAACUUGACCUUCAUAGUAACAACUUUCAUGGUGAGUUACCAAAGGAGUUGUUGCAGUUACAUAAGUUGAGAAUUCUCAACCUUAGCUAUAAUGAAUUGGAUGGGAAAAUUCCUGCGUGGAUUGGAAGUUUAUUUGCUCUUCAAUGCCUGAGCUUUCGAGAUAAUAGUUUUCGGGGUGUUAUUCCUCCAAGCAUAUCAAAUUUGUCAAAAUUAGAGACCUUAGAUUGGAGUCACAAUUUCAUCCAUGGAUCUAUUCCACUUGAGAUCGGAAGGCUUCAACAUUUAAAGAUUUUACGUAUAGCAGGGAACAAUCUUUCAAGAAAUAUACCUCCAACUAUUUCUAGCUUAUCCUCUCUUGAGUUGAUGUCUUUGUCAUUGAACUCCUUAAAAGGAGAUAUUCCAAAUGAAAUUGCCAAUCUUUCAAAUCUUAAAAUUAUGUCUUUGGCUCAAAAUCAACUCAUUGGCUACAUACCUAGAAGCAUUGGAAGUUUGGUUUCGCUUCAGGAAUUAGAUCUUGGUUUCAAUAAUUUACAAGGUGAUAUACCAAAUGGUAUUGGAAAAUUGGAUAUGCUUCAAGUGCUAGGUCUUGAACAUAAUAAUUUACAAGGAGGUAUUCCAAAUGAAAUUGCCAAUCUUACGAGUCUUAAAAUUAUGUACUUGGGUUAUAAUCAACUCAUUGGCUACAUACCUACAAGCAUUGGAAGUUUGGUUUUGCUUCAGGAAUUAGAUCUUGGUUCCAAUAAUUUACAAGGUGAUAUACCUGAAGGAAUUGGGAAAUUGGAUAUGCUUCAAGAGCUAUAUCUUGAUCAUAAUAAUUUACAAGGAAGCAUUCCCGAACAGAUUGGUAAUCUUAAAAGUCUAAAAAUUUUAUUUUUAGACACCAAUAUGUUUUCAAGCCAAAUACCAUCAACUAUCUUUAAUAUAUCUGGGUUGCAAGAGAUUGAUUUUAGUUGGAAUAAUUUGUCGGGAGGCAUUCCCUCAAAUAUAUGUCAUGGCCUUCCAAAUUUACAAGCUUUGGAUCUUCAAGCCAACAAAUUAUUUGGAGCUAUACCAUCUGAUUGGACACAAUGCAAGGAACUCAAAGAGUUACAAUUAGGAGACAACUUCUUCACAGGAAAUAUUCCUCAAACAAUUGGUGGCCUCACAAACUUGAAAAUUAUAUAUCUACGUGCUAACAAGUUGUCUGGCCAGAUACCAAGGAGUAUUGAAAAUUUGACAAAACUUCAAGAGCUAGACCUUAGUGGAAAUAACAUUGAAGGAAAUAUUCCUCAAACAAUUGGUGACCUAUCAAACUUGAAAAUUAUAUCUAUAGGUGCUAACAAGUUGUCCGGCCAAAUACCAAGGAAUAUUGGAAAGUUGAAAAAACUUCAAGAACUAGACCUUAGUAGAAAUAACAUUGAAGGAGAUAUUCCCAAAGAGAUUGGUAAUCUUAAAAGUCUGGAAAUUUUAUAUUUACACAGCAAUAAGUUUUCUGCCCAAAUACCAUCGACUAUCUUUAAUAUAUCUGAGUUUCGGGAUAUUGAUUUAAGUUGGAAUAAUUUGUCUGGAGGCAUUCCUUCUAAUAUAUGCAAUGGACUUCCAAAUUUACAAUAUUUGGCUCUUCAAGACAACAAAUUAUUUGGACCUAUACCAGCUGGUUGGACACAAUGCAAGGAGUUGGAAAUAAUAAGAUUAAAUAACAACUUAUUCACAGGUCAUAUACCAAAAAGUAUUGGAAACUUGACCAUGCUUCAAGAUUUAAAUGUGAAUUCCAAUAGCUUGGAAGGUUUAAUACCUAUGGAAAUAGGAAAUCUCCAUAAGCUUGAGAUCUUAGAUUUGUGGAAUAACAAGUUGAGGGGAUCUAUUCCAUCCAACAUUUUUAACAUUUCAACUUUGAGAUACUUAAAUCUUGGAAGCAAUUCUAUAACUGGCAAUCUUCCAUCAAAUUUUGGGAAUCUCACUAGUUGCUAUGAACUAUCCUUGGAAGAAAAUGUUUUGACAGGAUCAAUUCCAAAAGUAAUUGGUGGCUUACAAGAUCUUCAAUACUUGAGUCUUGAAGGCAAUGAGCUACAUGGCCUAAUCAUUGAUGAGAUAUGUGAAAUCACAAAGCUUGCCUAUUUAUUAUUAAGUAGAAACAAGUUUUCUGGAGGAAUACCACAUUGUUUAGCAAAUGUUACCUCUUUACGAGAACUUUACUUGGACUCUAAUAAGUUAAUUUUAGAAAUACCCUCCUCCUUUUGGAAUUUGAAGGAUAUAUUGAAAGUAAACUUAUCUUCCAAUAUUUUAGUUGGAAAUGUAUCAUCAAAUAUUGGAAACUUAAAUGCUCUUAUAUCCCUAGAUUUGUCAAGAAAUCAUAUUUCAGGCAAUAUUCCAACAUCUUUGGGUGGACUAAAGAAGUUGCAAGAUCUCUCCUUAGCACAUAACAAUUUGCAAGGAAAUAUUCCUAAAUCAUUUGGAAAUAUGUUGAGCUUAGUAAAUUUGGACCUUUCUGAGAAUAAUUUAUCUGGUGAGAUUCCUAAAUCCUUUGAGUCACUUACUUAUCUUAAGUAUAUCAAUCUCUCAUAUAACAAACUACAAGGAGAGAUACCAAGUGGUGGAGUUUUUGCAAAUUUAACUGCUGAAUCUUUCAUGAUGAAUGAAGCUCUUUGUGGCCAUCCACAACUAAAAGUUCCUCAUUGUGACAAAGGAAGAAGAAAACAGUCAUGGGCAAAAUCACUUUUACUAAAAUGCAUAUUACCCAUGGUUGUGUCAAUAAUUUUAAUUGUCUUGGGCAUUAUCCUUUUCAUCCAUAGACGAUCAAAUUUAAGGGAACCAAUUGAGAGCGGUUUAUCCAUUUUAGGAUGGCCAAGGAGGAUUUCUUAUUUUGAAAUUCUAGAAGCAACUAAUGGAUUUGAUGAGAGUAACUUUCUUGGAAAGGGGAGUUAUGGUGAUGUGUUCAAAGGAAAGCUUUUGAAUGGGAUGAUGGUUGCAAUUAAAGUAUUUAAUUUUGAAUCUGAAAAGAUGUCAAGGAGCUUUGAAGUGGAAUGCAACACAAUGCGUAAUGUGCGCCAUUAUAAUUUGGUGAAGAUCAUAAGUAGUUGUUCUAAUGUUGAUUUUAAGUGUUUGAUCAUGGAGUUCAUGCCUAAAGGGAGCCUUGAAAAAUGGUUAUAUUCUCAUAACUAUUGUUUGGAUUUUCUACAAAGGUUGAAUAUAAUGAUAAAUGUAGCAUCUGCUUUGGAGUAUCUCCAUCAUGGCUUGUCAACACCGAUAGUUCAUUGCGAUUUAAAGCCAAGUAACAUUUUGUUAGAUGAUGAUAUGGUUGCUCAUGUGAGUGACUUUGGGAUUUCCAAACUUUUAGAUGAAGGACAAUCAAAAACACAUACAGAGACGAUACCUACAAUUGGAUAUGUUUCACCUGAAUAUGGAUCUACUGGAGUUGUUUCAACAAAAGUAGAUGUGUAUAGCUAUGGAAUUAUGUUAAUGGAAGUGUUCACAAGAAAAAAACCAACAGAAGAUAUGUUUGUCUCAGAAUUGAAUUUGAAGAGUUGGGUAAGUGACUCAAUGCCACAUGAAAUAAUUAAUGUCAUAGAUUCCAAUUUAUUGCAGGGAGAUGUUCAAUAUGCUGGUGAUAUAUUGACUUCUACAUCCAGUAUUUUUGAAUUGGCAUUAAAUUGUUGCAUUGACUUUCCUGAAAUGCGAAGCAGCAUGACAGAUGUUGUUGUGUCAUUAAACAAGAUCAAGAACAUGAUUAUGCAAAAGCAUCAUCGUUGACAUCAUUAAACAAGCAAUACUCUAUUUUCAAUUUAUGUUGUAUAUUUCCUUUCAAAAACAUUCUUGGCACAUUACUUGUAUGAUGUAUGCAUGUUUUUUUACCAAACAUGGAAGAAAAUAAUAGUAGUUGUAAUGAUUGUUAUAUCAUAUAUGACAUGGUUGAUGAGAUU
This is a messenger RNA of Prosopis cineraria, 4324 nucleotides long. Its product is annotated as receptor kinase-like protein Xa21. Gene Ontology annotation, cellular component: plasma membrane. The transcript has 12 exons. Gene Ontology annotation, molecular function: protein kinase activity; protein binding; ATP binding. The coding region runs from base 96 to 4154 and encodes 1352 amino acids. The record is from RefSeq and is a predicted model, not a curated record. NCBI's taxonomy places the organism in Eukaryota, Viridiplantae, Streptophyta, Magnoliopsida, Fabales, Fabaceae. Gene Ontology annotation, biological process: protein phosphorylation.